Messenger RNA from Vicugna pacos (alpaca), 4600 nucleotides. RefSeq names its product ATP binding cassette subfamily B member 5 (gene ABCB5). The record is from RefSeq and is a predicted model, not a curated record. Gene Ontology annotation, molecular function: ABC-type oligopeptide transporter activity; ATP hydrolysis activity; ATP binding. Gene Ontology annotation, cellular component: mitochondrial inner membrane. NCBI's taxonomy places the organism in Eukaryota, Metazoa, Chordata, Mammalia, Artiodactyla, Camelidae. Gene Ontology annotation, biological process: oligopeptide export from mitochondrion.
AUGGCAGAUUGUGAAAGAGCUGAAGAAAUGCAAGAAAAUUACCAGAGAAAUGGAAAACUGCAAGAACAACUGCCCAAAGUAAGGCAGCAAGUUGUUGGACCUAUUGAGAUAUUUCGCUUUGCUGAUGGACUAGACAUCACGCUCAUGAUGUUGGGAUUACUGGCAUCACUAAUAAAUGGGGCCUGUCUUCCUGUAAUGUCACUGAUUUUAGGAGAAAUGAGUGACAACCUUAUUAGUGGAUGUCUAGUCAAAACCAACGCAACAAAUUAUCGGAACUGUACUCAGUCUCAAGAGAAGGUGAAUGAAGAUAUGAUUGUGUUGACCCUGUGUUACGUUGGAAUAGGAGUUACUGCCUGGGUUUUUGGCUACAUGCAGAUUUCCUUUUGGGUUAUGACUGCAGCACGACAGACCAAAAGAAUUCGAAAACAGUUUUUUCAUUCAAUUUUGGCUCAGGACAUCAGUUGGUUUGACAGCUGUGAUAUUGGUGAACUUAAUACACGCAUGACUGAUGACAUCAACAAAAUCAAUGAUGGUAUUGGAGACAAGAUUGCUCUGUUGUUUCAAAACAUGUCUACUUUUUCUAUUGGCCUGGCGAUUGGUUUGGUGAAGGGCUGGAAACUCACUCUGGUGACUCUGUCCACAUCUCCUCUUAUAAUUGCAUCAGCAGCCAUGUUUUCUAGGAUAGUCAUCUCAUUGUCUAGUAAGGAAUUAAGUGCUUAUUCCAAAGCUGGGGCUGUAGCAGAAGAAGUCUUGUCAUCAGUCCAAACAGUCAUAACCUUUGGGGCCCAGGAGAAAGAAAUCCAAAGGUAUACACAGAAUCUAAAAGAUGCAAAGGAUGUUGGCAUUAAAAAAGCUAUAGCUUCGAAACUCUCUCUUGGUGCUGUGUACUUCUUUAUGAAUGGAACCUAUGGACUUGCUUUUUGGUAUGGAACCUCCUUGAUUCUUCGUGGAGAACCUGAUUAUACCAUCGGAACUGUUCUUGCUGUCUUCUUUAGUGUAAUCCAUAGUAGUUAUUGCAUUGGAGCAGCAGCCCCUAACUUUGAAAACUUCACUAUAGCUAGAGGAGCUGCCUUUAAUAUUUUCCACAUUAUUGAUAAGAAACCUGCUAUAGAUAACUUUUCAACAACAGGAUAUAAAUUGGGAUGCAUAGAAGGAACUGUGGAAUUUAAAAAUGUUUCUUUCAGUUAUCCAUCAAGACCAUCUAUCAAGGUUCUAAAAGGUCUGAAUCUCAAAAUUAAGUCUGGAGAGACAGUGGCCUUGGUUGGCCCCAACGGCAGUGGGAAGAGUACAGCAGUCCAACUUCUGCAAAGGUUAUAUGAUCCUGAUGACGGCUUUAUCACAGUGGAUGGUAAUGACAUCAGAACUUUAAAUGUGCAACAUUAUCGAGAACAUUUUGGAGUGGUCAGCCAAGAGCCCGUUUUGUUUGGGACCACCAUUAAUAACAAUAUUAAAUAUGGACGAGACGGCGUGACUGAUGAAGACAUUGAGAAGGCAGCAAAGGAAGCAAAUGCCUAUGAUUUUAUAAUGGAGUUUCCCAGGAAAUUUAAUACUUUGGUAGGGGAAAAGGGAGCUCAAAUGAGUGGAGGGCAGAAACAGAGAAUCGCGAUUGCUCGAGCUUUAGUUCGAAACCCGAAGAUUCUAAUCUUAGAUGAGGCUACAUCUGCCCUAGAUACAGAAAGUGAAUCACUAGUUCAAGCUGCACUGGAGAAGGCAAGCAGAGGUCGGACUACAAUUAUGGUAGCUCACCGACUUUCCACUAUUCGAAGUGCAGAUAUGAUUGUGACCAUAAAAGAUGGGAUGGUAGUGGAAAAAGGAACACAUGCUGAACUAAUGGCAAAACAAGGUCUAUAUUAUUCACUUGCAAUGUCACAGGAUAUUAAAAAAGCUGAUGAAGAGAUGGAAACAAUGGCAUAUUCUACUGAAAAAAAUACCAAUUCAAUUCCUCUGCGCUCUAUGAAUAGCAUCAAGUCAGACUUUGCUGACAAGUCUGAGGAAUCCAUCCAAUGUAAAGAGACAAGUCUUCCUGAAGUUUCUCUAUUAAAAAUUUUUAAAUUAAACAAACCUGAAUGGUCUUCUGUGGUUCUGGGGACAUUGGCUUCUAUUCUAAAUGGAACUGUUCAUCCAGUAUUUUCUAUCAUCUUUGCAAAAAUCGUAACUAUGUUUGAAAAUGAUGAUAAAACCACAUUAAAACAUGAUGCAGAAAUAUAUUCCAUUCUAUUUGUCAUUUUGGGUGUUAUUUGCUUUGUCAGUUAUUUCAUUCAGGGAUUGUUUUAUGGCAGAGCAGGGGAAAUUUUAACCAUGAGAUUAAGACACUUGGCAUUUAAAGCCAUGUUAUAUCAGGAUAUUUCCUGGUUUGAUGAUAAGGAAAACAGCCCAGGAGCCUUAACAACAAUACUAGCCACAGAUAUAGCACAAAUUCAAGGAGCAACAGGUUCAAGGAUUGGUGUCUUAAUACAAAAUGCAACUAACAUGGGACUUUCAGUUAUCAUUUCUUUCAUACAUGGAUGGGAGAUGACACUCUUGAUUCUGAGUAUUGCUCCAGUACUUGCUCUGUCAGGAAUGAUUGAAACUGCAGCAAUGACUGGAUUUGCCAACAAGGAUAAGCAAGAACUUAAGCGUGCUGGAAAGAUAGCAACCGAAGCCGUGGAGAAUAUACGUACUAUAGUGUCAUUAACAAGGGAAAAAGCCUUUGAACAAAUGUAUGAGGAGAUGCUUCAGACUCAGCACAGAAAUACCUUGAAGAAAGCACAGAUCACUGGAGUCUGUUAUGCAUUCAGCCAUGCCUUUGUAUAUUUUGCCUAUGCAGCAGGAUUUCGAUUUGGAACCUAUUUAAUUCAGUCUGGCCGAAUGACCCCAGAGGGCAUGUUCAUAGUUUUUACUGCAAUUGCAUAUGGAGCUAUGGCCACUGGAGAAACACUUGUUUUGGCACCUGAAUAUUCGAGAGCCAAAUCUGGGGCUGCACAUCUGUUUGCUUUGUUGGAAAAGAAACCAUCUAUAGACAGCUAUAGUCAAGAAGGGAAAAAACCAGACAUAUGUGAAGGGAAUAUAGAGUUCCGCGAAGUCUCUUUCUUCUAUCCAUGUCGCCCAGAUGUCCUCAUCCUUCGCAGCUUAUCCCUUUGUAUUGAGAAAGGGAAGACAGUAGCAUUUGUUGGGAGCAGUGGCUGUGGGAAAAGCACUUCUGUCCAACUUCUACAGAGAUUUUAUGACCCAGUGAAAGGACAAGUGCUGUUUGAUGGUGUGGAUGCAAAGGAAUUGAAUGUACAAUGGCUCCGUUCCCAAAUAGCAAUCGUUUCUCAAGAGCCUGUGCUCUUCAACUGUAGCAUUGCUGAGAACAUCGCCUAUGGUGAUAACAGCCGUGUUGUGUCAUUGGAUGAGAUAAAGGAAGUAGCAAGUGCAGCAAAUAUCCAUUCUUUUAUUGAGAGUCUCCCCGAGAAAUACAACACGCAAGUUGGACUGAAAGGAACACAGCUUUCUGGUGGCCAGAAACAAAGACUAGCUAUUGCAAGGGCUCUUCUCCGAAAACCAAAAAUUUUGUUGUUGGAUGAGGCCACUUCAGCCCUUGACAAUGAGAGUGAAAAGGUGGUUCAGCACACCCUUGAUAAGGCCAGUAAGGGGAGGACAUGCCUAGUGGUGGCUCACAGACUCUCCACAAUACAGAAUGCAGAUUUGAUAGUAGUUCUGCACAAUGGAAAAAUAAAGGAACAGGGAACUCAUCAAGAGCUCCUGAGAAAUCAAGAUAUGUAUUUUAAAUUAGUAAAUGCACAGUCAGUGCAGUGAUGCUGUUGAAGAUGUAGCACAUGUUUUGAUCUUUGUGUAAUGCAAAGGAAGAGUACUUAGUAAUUAUUUGGCAGGCUUUGAUCUCUUUUAUUGCAUGUAUCAAUACUUAGAAUCAUGCUAUUCGUGUACGGACAUGUUCUGUUUACACACCAUCUUCCCCUCAGAUUUUUAAAAGGAAACAAAAACUUGCUAAACUCAUUUAAGUGAGAUAAUGCCUAUGUCCCUCACUUCAUAAAAAAGCGUAUUUGCUUAUAAAGCAGUUUGCUGCAAAGUCACUCUCUUUUCCUAUCAACUUCUGCUAUAAAAUUGGGAAUAUAGUGCCCGUUAAUUAAGUUGGAAGAUUUUAAGCAAAGAGAGAGUAAGUUGUAGUUGGGUCUGUGACAUUGCAGGAAGAAUGAUUUUAAUUUGGAACUUCCCGAAUUUUGUAGCACAUAUUAGAGUAUUUUGAGCUAGUCCUUUUCUCCAGACCAUAGGACUUUCUCUCAUUUUAUCUCUGUCAAUGCUUCUUUUAAUAAAUAUCCACUAUUUCCCAAAAUCCCAUUAUAUGCCUUUGUCAGGGGGAUGGAGAGAAUUACAAUGUAAAAUUUCUGGCAGAAUUAGGUAGUUAUCUUCCACUUCAGUAAGAGGAAAUGCUUCACAUGAUCCAUUCUGAAGAUAUCAUUAUUCCAAGCUUUGGGUUUGGCAGAAUAAAUCACAGACUUACCUGUGUAUGAAUACUUAAUUUACUUAAAAUAAGAGCUACUUCUAUUAUGGGUAAAAAACUUUAAAUGUCUUUAUUAUUAUUAAAUCAAGUAACUUGUUUAAAUUUUAUAUGUACUUUAAU